This is a messenger RNA of Teleopsis dalmanni, 2319 nucleotides long. RefSeq names its product serine/threonine-protein kinase minibrain-like. Gene Ontology annotation, cellular component: nucleus. The transcript has 8 exons. Gene Ontology annotation, molecular function: protein serine/threonine kinase activity; ATP binding; protein serine/threonine/tyrosine kinase activity. The coding region runs from base 110 to 1660 and encodes 516 amino acids. Lineage: Eukaryota; Metazoa; Arthropoda; Insecta; Diptera; Diopsidae. The record is from RefSeq and is a predicted model, not a curated record. Gene Ontology annotation, biological process: protein autophosphorylation; peptidyl-serine phosphorylation; positive regulation of DNA-templated transcription.
GGAUGGCCCAAGGUGUGAAGGUGUAAAUGUUGAUAUUUGCGUUGGUGAUAGCAGCAGUCAUAACAAAAAUAGUGAUGUUAGAGCAGCUGAUUUUGAUGGUCACCAAUUGAUGAGGAAUUUGUCUGCAGCUUAUGUAUCCAGUGCGGCUUCGGGGGUUGAGUCUGGUCGCCAGAGGCAUGCCCCGCUUUAUGGACGCUUUGUGGUCGAGGAGGAACUUCCCGCAACACAUCGAGAUGUAAUGCAUCACCGAUCUAGUCCAACGUCGUCGUCUGAAGUGCGAGCUAUGCAGGCACGAAUCCCAACACAUUUUCGUGAUCCAGCAACAGCGCCGCUUCGAAAACUAAGCGUGGAUUUAAUCAAGACCUACAAGCAUAUAAAUGAGGUUUAUUAUGCGAAAAAGAAACGACGCGCUCAACAGACUCAAGAUGAGGAGGAUUCUUCAACUAAAAAAGAACGUAAAUUAUAUAACGAUGGUUAUGAUGACGAUAAUCAUGAUUAUAUUAUUAAAAAUGGAGAGAAAUUCUUGGAUAGAUAUGAAAUAGAUUCUUUAAUAGGUAAGGGAAGUUUCGGACAGGUGGUUAAAGCCUAUGACCAUGAAGAGCAAUGUCAUGUAGCGAUAAAAAUUAUUAAAAAUAAAAAACCGUUCCUAAAUCAGGCACAAAUUGAAGUUAAAUUACUGGAAAUGAUGAAUCGCGCGGAUGCUGAAAAUAAAUACUAUAUCGUAAAACUAAAACGGCAUUUUAUGUGGCGUAAUCAUUUAUGUUUAGUGUUUGAACUGCUCUCCUAUAAUUUAUACGAUCUGCUGCGGAAUACGAAUUUUCGUGGUGUGUCCCUAAAUUUAACUCGUAAAUUUGCCCAACAGCUUUGCACUGCUUUACUCUUCCUGAGUACACCAGAACUGAAUAUAAUUCACUGUGAUUUAAAGCCCGAAAAUAUUUUACUUUGUAACCCGAAGAGAUCAGCAAUUAAAAUUGUGGAUUUUGGUAGUUCUUGUCAGCUGGGCCAAAGGAUAUAUCAAUAUAUUCAAUCACGUUUUUAUCGAUCACCCGAAGUCCUCCUUGGCAUACCAUAUGAUUUAGCAAUUGAUAUGUGGUCACUGGGUUGUAUACUAGUUGAAAUGCAUACUGGUGAACCACUAUUUUCUGGUUGUAAUGAAGUUGAUCAAAUGAAUAAAAUCGUUGAAGUGCUUGGUAUGCCGCCAAAGUAUUUACUAGAUCAAUCAAAUAAAACGCGUAAAUUUUUUGACAUAAUUGUUUCGGAUGGAUCGUAUGUAUUAAAGAAAAGUCAAAACGGUCGAAAAUAUAAACCUCCAGGAUCACGUAAACUUCAUGAUAUACUUGGUGUAGAAACGGGGGGCCCUGGGGGACGUCGUCUGGGUGAACCCGGUCACUCUGUGGCGGAUUAUUUAAAGUUCAAAGAUUUAAUAUUAAGAAUGUUGGAUUUUGAUCCGAAGUCACGUGUUACACCUUAUUAUGCCUUGCAACAUAAUUUUUUCAAACGUACUACUGAUGAGGGUACGAACACAGCAGCGAACAUAGCAAUAUCAUCACCGUCGGUUAGUUCGACGUCGUCUUCAGCCAUUGGUCAAGGCCAACAGCAACUGUUACCAAGUAGUGCGGUGCAACAUCAAGAACAACAAAGUCAUGACGAUCGACGAUGACCGGUAGUGCCUCGGGAGCAGAGCAGCUUCACGUCAUCAUCAUCUACAGCUUCCUCAGGUUCGGUAUCAGGAACGACGGCAACAGGACAAAUUGAAACCAAAACCCAUUUUGUUUAAAAACAAUAAUAACUGUCCUAUUUUAAAAUCAUAGCAAGCGACAAGAGUUUAUCAUGUAGCGCUAUAUACCAUACAAUUUAUGCUUCAAAUAGAAAUAUGUACACAUUAUACCACAUAUACUACGUUCCAUGGAACAAUUAAUAAUACAACAAACUAUGUUCAUUGUAAAUUAACAGAUAUGCGUCAGAAGAAGAGCUAAGGUGUUUGAAUGAGAGAGAACUAUGAAUGUGUUAUAUUGAAUGUAGGACUGUGAGUGCAUGUUUUAGAAGUUCCAUUAGUCAAAUAAACAAUGUAAAAACAUAUUUAUAACUCAUUUUAUUUGUAACAACUGUAUAGUUAAUUUUUAUUUAUAUAUAUUUUCAAUCUAUUUAUUAGAACCUUAUAUUGACUGCCAUCAACUAAAUUAGUUUUAUAAAUCUAUUACAUUUAAAUAAUUAUACAAAAGAGUUAUUAUGUGUGACUACUAAAAUUUCCUACCAUUUAACAUAUAAUUAAAUUAACAAAUAAUUAUGUGAAUAUAUUGUAUACAUAUAUAUUUACAU